Cornus florida is the source of this 1244-nucleotide messenger RNA. RefSeq names its product 2-oxoglutarate-dependent dioxygenase DAO-like. Lineage: Eukaryota; Viridiplantae; Streptophyta; Magnoliopsida; Cornales; Cornaceae. The transcript is spliced from 3 exons. Gene Ontology annotation, biological process: auxin catabolic process. The record is from RefSeq and is a predicted model, not a curated record. Gene Ontology annotation, molecular function: dioxygenase activity; indole-3-acetaldehyde oxidase activity. Bases 148 to 1047 code for a protein of 299 amino acids.
GAUGAUGGUACAUCCACCCAAAAAGGAGACAAGCCGGCAAAAUCUUAGGCGAUUGUCCAAUUAAUUAAACAAUUAAUUAAUCUGUCAGAGAUGUAAAAAUAUGUUAUUAUCCCAAUUCCCACAACAAAUAAUCAAAACCCAAAAAGAAUGGACACGGGUGUUCCAGUGAUUGAUCUCCAAGACUUUCCGUCACAAUCCCAGAAACUAAUAGAAGCAUGUGAAAAAUGGGGAUGUUUCAGGAUCAUUAAUCACCACAUACCCAUCACUCUGAUGUCGGAGAUGAAGUCCGUCGUCAGAUCUCUGCUCGACCUUCCGCCGGAAAUCAAACGCCGGAACACUGACACCAUCCCCGGCAGCGGCUACGUAGCGCCUACCAAGAUCAAUCCUCUCUAUGAAGGCUUGGGUCUUUAUGACAUAGGCUCCACUGAAGCUGUCCAAGCCUUUUGUACUCAGCUAGACGCCUCUCCUCAACAAAGGGAGACAAUGUUAAGGUACUCUGGAGCUAUACACCAGCUAGCAAUGGAUAUUGGAUUGAAAUUGGGCCAAAGUAUGGGAUUGGGUGGUGAUUUGUUCAAGGGAUGGUCUUGCCAGUUCAGAAUAAACAAAUACAACUUCACUCCUGAAACUGUAGGACAAUCUGGUGUACAAAUUCACACCGACUCCGGAUUUCUGACCAUAUUACAGGAUGAUGAAAAUGUCGGCGGACUUGAAGUCAUGGAAAAGAAUUCCGGCGAAUUCAUAGUUGUUGAUCCCUUGCCGGGCACCCUCCUCGUCAAUCUUGGAGACGUUGCUACGGUGUGGAGCAACGGAAGGUUUUACAAUGUGAAGCACCGGGUUCAAUGCAAGGAAGCAACAAUACGAGUGUCGAUUGCCAUGUUUGUGUUAGGACCAAAGGAGGAGGAAGUUGUGGCGCCACCAGAACUGGUGGACUCCGAUCACCCUCGGCUCUAUGUUCCUUUGAAUUUCGAGGAUUACAGAAAGCUUCGACUCUCCACUGGAUUGCGUGCUGGGGAAGCUCUGGAGCUCAUACGCACUAUCAAUUCUUGAAAGAAUCACAGAAGAACAUAGGCUUUUGAUAUUGAAGGGAGAGAAAUAACACAAGUGACCAUGUCCAUUAGUGGAUUUGAUACCUGAUUAAUUAAUGUAUCUUUAUGCUUCAAUGAUCUCUAGCUAGAUCGAUUCCAAUUGUAUGACUCGAAUAUUAUGAUUCGUUAAUUCUAGCUAUUUCAAAAGUCAUUAUCAUU